Molecule: messenger RNA, 1235 nt
Organism: Apaloderma vittatum (bar-tailed trogon)
Lineage: Eukaryota; Metazoa; Chordata; Aves; Trogoniformes; Trogonidae
Gene: MOK
Product: MOK protein kinase
Biological process (GO): intracellular signal transduction; protein phosphorylation
Cellular component (GO): cytoplasm; nucleus
Molecular function (GO): protein serine/threonine kinase activity; ATP binding
Source: RefSeq, a predicted model, not a curated record
AGUAUGAAGCAGUUGGUAAGAUAGGAGAGGGAACAUUUUCUGAUACUCUGAAGAUGCUGAGUCUUAGGAGUGCACACAAACGUAUGAAGCAACAUUUUGAAAGUAUGGAACAUGUAAAUGAUCUGAGAGAAAUACAAACUAGAAGGCUGAGUCUGUAUCCUAAUAUCUUUAUGUUACAUGAAGUUUGUGAUCUUACAGACAUGAAUAUUCGUGAGCUGAUAAAAGGAAGGAUAAAACCAUUACCUGAAGGAAAAAAAAUGAAGAAGUACAUGUACCAGUUAUGCAAAUCUCUCAAUUACAUAGACAGAAAUGGGGUAUUUCAGAGAGAGGUGAAACCAGAAAACGUUAUUAAAGGUAAUUAAUUUUAUAAUACGCUGAGUUUCGGAGCUUUUGGAUCUAGUAGGAAUAUCUGUUCUAAGCAGCCACAUGUGGAAUACGUCUCCACACACCGGUCUGGAGCACCUGAAUGCUGACUUACAAAUGGCUGCUGUAGUUACAGAAUUAGUGUGUGGAGCACUGGCUGUGUUUUCUACAAAAUCACAAGCUUUUAGCUUCUCUUUCCUGGAUCUAAUGAGCUGGACCAAAUCUCAAAAGUCCAUGAGGUUAGAGGUGCUCCUGCUAACAAAACUCUCAACAAGUUCAAGCAGUCAAGAAUUGCAAGUUUUGAUUUCUCCUUUAAAAAAGGAAAAGGAAUACCUCCUCUUGUGCACAAGUUGCCUCCCAAAGGCUUCUCUCCUAUAAAAUAUGACCCUGAUGAGAGAAUUGCUGUCCGCACAUUACAGAACCUUUAUAUUCACGAACUCUGGGCAGCUGAUACACAAGCUUUGGCCGUGCACAAAAGAAUAAGAUUCCUAGGAAAUACAUCAGAGCAAGUACCUCUGCAUUUGCAGCAAAUUUCAAAGGAAAAUCAAAGACAGCAUUCUCUUAGGGAAGUCCAGGGAAAAAACCCAAAACAUCAACAUGGACAUCCUCAUGGAUAAUUACCAAAAUUAAAUCUUUCUGGAGCAGCCAAAUCGACAUCCUGUCCUACUUCUACACUGCAUCCAGUUUUCUGGGCACCUAAGGGGUUCUCAGCAGUCCUAGAACCAGAAGGCACUGAAGUUUCCCCCCAGACAUUUCCACUUACCUGCUACAGAGCAAAGAGGAGGAGCAAACUUUCCGAAGUUCAACAGCAAGAAUGGAAAAACAUCCCAGCCCUGGCGAGAUGUCUUAUAAAAGAAGGCUAUAGCGAGUGA